UCUUUUAAGAAGCCAAUAAUAAUUCAAAUGCUACCAGUUACCAUUAAGAUCGCAGUGUGGAUCAAUGUCUGUCACAGUGAAAUCAGCCAAUCAGAGCCGAGGUGUCGGAAUGCACGGCAAAAACAAUAUGCGCUCUGAGUGUAAUAUAAGCCUUCUAGUCUGAAACCAAUUUCACUUAACCUUGUGACAUUAAAAUUACCAUGGCUUCUAACGCAAAGGACAACUGGUCAGCUACCAAGUACGAUACGAAUGCAAACUUCGUGCCUGUGCUCGGAGCCACUAUUCUAGGCAUGCUGGACCCUAAGGCCAACGAGACUAUUCUGGAUCUAGGAUGCGGUGAUGGCGUUUUGACCAAGGAUCUCGAGAAAAUGUGCGAACGCGUGGUUGGCGUGGAUGCCAGUGCCAACAUGAUUGAAAAAGCAAAGGAUCUGGGGUGCAAGGAUGCGCGUGUCGUGGACGGCCACGACCUCGCUGCAUGGUUUGACAAUGAAAACAUCGAACAGCAGAUCGAUGGCAAGUUUGAUGCAGUAUUCUCCAAUGCCGAUAUCCAUGGUGCUCUUAUAGCAGCUCUUAACCGCCGAGGCAAGGACGGCAAAUCUUACUCUCCUUGGUUCUUUCCAUCGGAUGUACAUUACAAAGCUUUGCUAGAAGAACAAGGCUUUGAGGUCCAGACGAUCUCCCUUAAUCCUCGCCCAACCGAACUGCCCACUAAUGUUGCGGGGUGGAUCGAAACUUUUGGCUUCACUUUCCUCGCUGCUCUCGAUACCGAUGAAGAAAGACGUGCUAUGGUGAAGGAAAUCGCAGAAGAGAUGAAGGUGACUCAUCAGCGCGAGGACGGCAAAUGGUUCAUCAUGUACAACCGAUGCCGGUUCAUUGCUUAUAAACCCAAGGUUUAGUAAUUGAAUUAAAAAAUAAUAAAUCAAAUUGGCAAGCUAAAUGGGGGGUGGCUCCACCGCGGCGAAUUGACAGUUUUCAAGAAAAAAAAAUAA
Messenger RNA from Umbelopsis ramanniana AG, 989 nucleotides. RefSeq lists its product as uncharacterized. NCBI's taxonomy places the organism in Eukaryota, Fungi, Mucoromycota, Umbelopsidomycetes, Umbelopsidales, Umbelopsidaceae. Bases 201 to 896 code for a protein of 231 amino acids. The transcript is spliced from 2 exons. The record is from RefSeq and is a predicted model, not a curated record.